AUGGGCGCCGCCGACAACAACGCCGCGCCGCGGCAGGGGCAGCAGCCGGAUGGGGGCCGAGGGCGGGCGCCGGCGCCGGGGCAGCGGGAGGUGAAGGUGGUGGUCAUGGACGAGCCUGCGGCGGCCGUGUCGAGGCUGCAGGCGCAGCGGCCCGUGGCGCCGCUGCAGGUCACCACGCAGGCGCCGCCGCCGCCCAUGUCGGUGGCCUCCGGCGGCGAGGACCCGCCGCCGCCCGCGGCGGCCUACCCGCCGCUCAUGCAGCAGACCCCACCACAGCCACUGGCGUCGCUCAACUCGCGCGUGUACACCAACCAGAUCACGCUGUGCCUCUUCCUGCUGCAGCUGGCGGCGGCGGGGCUUGCCGUCGGCUUCUUCGUGUACCGGGCCGUCAAGGACAUCGUGCAGGACCCGCGGUCCCGCAAUGCGCGGCGCGAGCAGAGCCUGCUCCGCCAGUGGCUGCCCCCCGUGGAGGGCGCCGUGGCGCUCAGCAUUCUGCUGGCGUUCGCGUGGCAGAAGGCGGUGCGCGCGUGGCCGCGCGCCAUGGUGACCGUCAUCCUCUGGUCGGCCUUCGGCGUCACGCUCGCCGUCGGCUCCCUGCUCAUGUGCUUCUCCAUGCCGGCCACCGUGGGGCUCGGCGUGGCCUUGGUGGUGUUCUCCAUCGGCACCGGGCUGUACGCGUGCUGGGUGACCCGCCGCGUCGGGUUCACGGCGCGGGUGUUCGAGAAGGCGGUGCAGCCCGUGGACAAGUUCCGCGGCCUCAACGGGCCGGCGUACCUCAUGGUGGCCGCCGGGUUCGUGUGGAUCUCCGUGUGGUGCGUGGCCGUCAUCGGCGCCGUCAACUUCCGGUUCCCCGGCCUGACCAUCCUGGCGCUGGUGGUGAGCCUGGCGUGGACCGCCGAGGUGAUGCGCAACGUGGCGAACCUGACGGCCAGCCGGGUGAUCGCGCUCUACUACCUCCGCGGCAUGCAGUCCAGCGUGCAGUUCAGCUUCCAGCGCGCGCUGUCGUACAACCUCGGCAGCGCCUGCCUCGGCUCGCUCUUCGUGCCCACCAUCGAGGCCCUCCGCAUCCUCGCCCGCGGGCUCAACCUGCUGGAGGGCGAGGACGAGUUCAUGUUCUCCUGCGCGCACUGCUGCCUCAACGUCAUGAACGCCGUGUUCGAGUUCGGCAACAGCUGGGCAUUCGUCCAUAUCGCGGCGUACGGGAGGGGGUUCGUGCAGGCGUCGCGGAGCACGUGGAACCAGUUCGAGGGGCAGCCGGGGAUGCCGGCGCUGGCGGACGCGGACAUCACGAGCUCAGUGUGCUUCCUGACGGGGGUGACCAGCGGCGCGCUGUGCGUGGCGCUGGCCGGGUCGUGGACCUUCGUGACGCACAAGCACUACACGGCCACGGUGUCGCUCAUGGCGUUCUACGUGGGGUACCUGAUGACCCGGAUCGGCAUGGCGCUGCCGCAGGCGUGCGUGGGCUGCUACUACGUGUGCUACGCCGAGAACCCCCGCUCCCGGCUCUUCGAGGACAGCCCCAUAGGGGAGCGGCUGAAUAAGAUGGAGGAGGACGGGCAGGACGCCGUCGGGGUCGCGCCCACCCCGCGGUUCCCGCACCAGCACGUCAGCGCCGCCUGA
Triticum turgidum subsp. durum (durum wheat) is the source of this 1620-nucleotide messenger RNA. NCBI's taxonomy places the organism in Eukaryota, Viridiplantae, Streptophyta, Magnoliopsida, Poales, Poaceae. The record is from the annotation of a GenBank genome assembly.